Messenger RNA from Oppia nitens, 435 nucleotides. RefSeq lists its product as uncharacterized. Bases 1 to 435 code for a protein of 144 amino acids. Lineage: Eukaryota; Metazoa; Arthropoda; Arachnida; Sarcoptiformes; Oppiidae. The record is from RefSeq and is a predicted model, not a curated record. The transcript is spliced from 3 exons.
AUGGGAAAAGACAGUAUAGCAGCUAAAGUUUUGCCAUCAGUUUUUGGUCAAAGUUAUGGCGGCGGCAAUGGAUAUUACGGUGGCUAUGGAUUAGGACAUGGAUUAUACGGUCACCCAGUUCACAGAAAAUGGGGUUAUUCCACUCAUAUAAAGCACCCGGCACAUCAUGGACAUCAUGGAGGUUAUGGUGGUAAUGGUGGAUAUGGAGGUUAUGGAAGCUAUGGAGGCUUUGGAGGUAAUGGAGGCUAUGGUGGUAAUGGAGGUAAUGGAGGCUAUGGUGGUAAUGGAUAUGGACAUGGAGGCAGAAGUAGUAGCUAUAAUUAUGGUCAACAAGGUCAUGGAAGCUACGGUGCUCCACGUGCUUAUGGAUAUAGCGGUUACCGGGGCUUAAGUGGCGGUCUGGGAGGUUAUCUGGGAGGUGGCAAUUGGUUUUAA